This is a messenger RNA of Klebsormidium nitens, 1415 nucleotides long. NCBI's taxonomy places the organism in Eukaryota, Viridiplantae, Streptophyta, Klebsormidiophyceae, Klebsormidiales, Klebsormidiaceae. The record is from the annotation of a GenBank genome assembly.
CCACGGUUCACUUUCAUUUAAUUUUUAGGGUUUCAGCUUUGGUGGCAUGCGCUCCUUCGGAGUCCUCAUGCAGUACGCAAUACUUUCGAGCGAGCAGGGGACAACGAGCCCGUUCAGUCUUUUGCCCUGCAACUUGCAAGAAGCUUUGCUGAGCCGCUAAGGAAGGAUAUGGCUGCCCACAUUGUUGAGAAGGCACACGCCCGGGUGGGGUUUCUUGGAAAUCCAAGUGACGGAUAUUUCGGCAAGACAAUCUCUUUUCUUCUGCAGAAUUUCAGUGCGACCGUGAGAUUGGAACCCUCAGACACCUUGAGAUUUGUUCCUUCGCUGGAGCACGAUCCACAAGAGUUUCUUUCGCUUGAAGCGUUGGCUGUCCGAGCUCGAACAGAAGGAUACUAUGGUGGUAUACGCCUGCUGAUGGCCAUAUGUGCCAGGUUCCAUCAGUACUGCAGCGAGAAGCAUAUCAACCUGCCUCCUAAGGGCAACUUCACUCUUGCUUAUGAUACAAACAUCCCCAGGCAGGCGGGUCUAUCAGGUUCAAGUGCGAUCAUCUGUGCCACCCUGAGCUGCUUGAUGAGAUUCUACGAAGUAGAGGACCGCAUCCCAUGGGAUGAUCGCCCCAGUCUCAUCCUGAGCGCCGAGGCGGACCUUGGCAUCACCGCUGGGCUGCAGGACAGGGUCAUCCAGGUUUAUGGCGGCCUGGUAUACAUGGACUUUGAGCGAGAGCAUCUUGCGAAGACUGGGAAUGGAAUCUACACGCCUUUAGACCCGGCUCUUUUACCAGCGCUUCAACUCAUCUACGCUCGUAACCCCAGCGACUCUGGUAAGGUGCACAGUACGGUCAAGAAAAGGUGGCUGGAAGGUGACCUUGGGAUCCGGACCGCAAUGGAAGAAGUCGCAUCGAUUGCGGAGGAAGGAAGAGAAGCAUUGGAGAAGGGCGACCAUAAGGCGAUUGCUGAGCUUAUGAAUCGAAACUUCGAUCUACGGAGGCAAAUGUUUGGAGAUGAGGCUUUAGGCGCGAUGAACAUCGACAUGGUGAUGACAGCCCGGUCGGUUGGAGCAGCAGCCAAGUUCACGGGCAGCGGAGGGGCGGUCGUGGCGUUUUGCCCGCAAGGUUCGGAUCAAGUGAAAAGGCUGUCAGAAGCAUGUGACAAGAAGGGCUUUACUAUGGCACCAAUCCAGGUGGCCCCUUCGAACGUCCAGGGCGAUAACGUCGUUGCAAUGGGGGAAGUUUGCAAGAGCUUCGUGGAUCGAGACACUGGUGCUUGAGAAGAACUCUGAUGGCUGACAUCCUUCUUCAGAACCAUUCUAUCUUGGAUCGAGGGAAAGCGGACACCGUGUCGCAAAUCAUGUACCUUUCGUGACCAGAGAGGUCCGAUCACAAUCCACUGACGCAGAUGCACUGCUAUCGUCACGCG